Drosophila mauritiana is the source of this 4535-nucleotide messenger RNA. It is a transcript of the gene Rgl, whose product is annotated as ral guanine nucleotide dissociation stimulator-like 1. The record is from RefSeq and is a predicted model, not a curated record. Gene Ontology annotation, molecular function: guanyl-nucleotide exchange factor activity. NCBI's taxonomy places the organism in Eukaryota, Metazoa, Arthropoda, Insecta, Diptera, Drosophilidae. The transcript is spliced from 7 exons. Bases 764 to 3616 code for a protein of 950 amino acids. Gene Ontology annotation, cellular component: plasma membrane. Gene Ontology annotation, biological process: positive regulation of GTPase activity; Ras protein signal transduction.
ACUGUUGUUGGCGGCGGUUGUGUCGCGUGUCUCUCUGCCGAGAGCUUUGUGUGUGUGUCUCGCGCGCGUUUUACGCUCUGCGCCCCCUACGCUCCCCCUUUUCCAAGUGGAUAAACCCCCGAAUGUGAAUUUUGUAUAAUGUUUUUGUAAUAACAUGGAUAUCUCAUGUUGAGAUUUUCAACCAAGCGAAUGAAAAUGCAAGCGGUAUCCCGAAAAUCGCCGUUUACGUGUGUGCGAGUGCAGCAUUAGCAAAAGGAAAAGAGAUAAAAGUGAAAACAAAUAAAUAGUAGGAAAGGCGUGCUAAAGCACGAGAGCAAAAGAGGAGACUGCCAGGCAGACGCAUAGACGUAGUGCAACGAACCCUUCUUCGCGGACCAAGGAUUCACCACUAACCACUAACCGGAGAACAAAUACCCAUAAUAUCAACCCCCCCACCUCUACUGCUCCUGGGUGUGUUUCUCUAUGUCCCGUUGACUCAUCGUUCCCAGGAAGCUGAACAACGGUAUAGCGGCCAGAAUACAGAAGCCCAGAACAAAAAAGAGCAGCAGGAAUAUCGAUUUUACUUGCCUUUUACUACUUAUACACCACCCCCCCACCACCCAGUGAACUGCACUUGGGUGUAAAAAUAAAACACCAGAAGCCAUUAAAGGAGACGUGUAAAUUAAAGCGAACCGACGAGAAGAGGAUAACGGAUAGGAAAACCCAAGUAGCGCAUCCGUGGAAAUCUCAGCAACAUUUCUCAAGGAACAAAAGCCAAUCUCAAAUGAAUUUCACAAGUCGCGCCAACUGCAAAUGCCCGCAUAGCCAAAAGCACCAGCAGAAGCCCGCUCUGAUCAAGAGUCACACCUGCGCCUAUCAGCUGCAGGAUCUGACAGGAUAUAAUCGCGCCCUGAUGCCUCCGCUGGAUAACACGGACUUUAGCAAUGCCUGGCGGCAGGUGAACAACAACACCACCAGCCAAUCCUGCGCCUACCACCAGCAGCGGCAGCAGCAGGAUGCAAAGGAUUCCAAGAGGCACUAUCACCAUCACACCUGUCCAAGACAGCGAAAAAAGUCCAUGACCCCGGUGGAGACAACUCACUUGUGUCAAAAGCACCAGGAAGCCAAGCAGCGGCGAUCCAGAUCCGCAUCUGCCAAGCCGCGUAGGAACAGCUCGUAUCACUCUUAUGAUGACCUGGAUGUCUCAUCCGCGGUUCUCAAUGCGGAGCGAAAGGUGGUGGCCAGUUUGAAGUAUCUAUGCGCCUGCACGGGAGCCACUUUGAGGAAUCUCUCCAAGAAAACUAAGGAUCUGCAUGCCAAAAACUAUACCUACACAAAGCCCACGUGGCGCCUUUGGGGCGAAGAGCACGAGAAGAAUGCAAUUUUCACCGUUUACCUGAAGAAAGUGCGAUACCACCGACCGACGCCCACAGCCAGCAAUGACUCAGAUGAUGAGAUUUCCCAUCUGGAGUGGGAGACUGUACGAGUACGUUUCGUAAAGGCGGCUACAUUGGCUCGAUUGGUGGAGGCGUUAGCCACCGACGACGGGGAGCUGGAGUCCACCUUCAUCAACGUGUUCCUAUCCACCUAUCGCACCUUCUCCACGCCCAAGCAGGUGCUCAGUCUGCUGACGCAGCGGUACGAUGCUUUGCAUGAGAAGCACCUGGAGGAGUUGGAGCAGGCUCAGCAAAAUGGACAGGUCAUGGAUCCCGCCUACGAUCCCCACGCCUCCAUUCACGAACAGCACAAGAAAACCCUAGUCUCAGCGCUGCACGUCUGGCUGGAUGGAUUCCCGGAGGAUUGGCACGAGGAUAACCUGCAACAGAUCUUGGCAUUUGCCACCAAGCGGCUGAAACGAUCCGAUCUGCACAUCAAGGUGUUGAAUCGUCUGGAGCGGCUCAUCAAACAGUCUCUCUAUGGAAAUGGAGGAGGAAGCGGUGGCUCGGAGAACAAUGGUCAUUCCUGGCUAUCCGCAGCGCGCUCACAACAAAUGCAGCAGUUCAUGAUUCCCACUCACUAUGGCUCUUCGUACGACCUCACGGAUCAGUUCAAUGGGAUGUACCUCUCGCCAAUGGGCCACGGUCCCAUCUACCGUGGACCUACCCACUUUCUGCAGGCAUUCCGUUUUCCGCACGUGCCCGUCCGGCAUUUUGCUGAGCAGUUGACCCGUAUGGAUACGGAACUCUUUAAGCGACUGAUUCCCCACCAGUGCCUCGGACACACGUGGGCACGACGUGAUAGUGGAGGAUCCGAGACUGUGGUGGCCACCAUCAACCAGUUUAAUGCGGUGCUCUUCCGGGUGGUGUCCAGUAUCCUGAUCGAUCGCCUGAAACCUCAGGAGCGCGCUCUGAACAUUUCACGAUGGAUCGAUAUUGCCCAGGAGUUGCGCAUGCUCAAGAACUUUAGUUCGCUCAAGGCCAUCAUUUCGGCUCUAAACUCCAAUUCCAUAUACCGCCUCUCCAAGAUAUGGGAAGUGCUGCCUAAAGAAAGGAUGGAAGUCUUUACGGAGCUGGCGAAUAUUUGCUCGGAGGAUAACAAUGCUUGGACUCUGCGAGAAGUGUUGAAACGAGAAGGAACGGCCAAAAAUCCAGAUCCAGGCAGUGAUCAGAGCGAUAGGCAUCUGCAGAAGCUUAUUCUGAAUUUGGGAACACAAACAUCGCAUGGAACGAUACCCUAUCUGGGUACAUUCCUUACCGACCUGACCAUGAUCCAUACGGCCAAUCCGGACUACCUCACCGAGAAUAAGCUCAUAAACUUCGAUAAGAAGCGCAAGGAGUUCGAGGUUCUGGCCCAGAUCAAGUUACUUCAGGGAGCAGCUAACACAUAUAAUCUCCAGGCUGAUGCCCUCUUUGAUCAUUGGUUCAACUCCAUGCCAGUGUUUGAUGAGCGAGAGGCCUUUGAGCUGAGUUGUCGACUGGAACCACCACCGCCGGCGCCACGGAAAUCGGUGGUCAGCACUAACACCUCUUUAACAAACACGACCGCCUCAUCGACGGCUUCUAUUAUGGGCCACCGCAAGACUGACUCCAUACACUCGAAUUCGAGCAGCGGAGCGGGAUCGCAGUUCUACUGCGAACUAAACAGUAGUACCAGCUCCAGGCAUAACUCCUUAGAUCGGGAUGUCCACCAUCAGCACGCUUCCUUGAUGUCCGCCUCGAGUAGUGUGUCCAAUCUGUCGUUGGAUUCCAGUAACUCUGGCGGUCGGCAGUCCGGCAAGCUGACCCACUCUCAGUCCAUGGGAAAUGGUCUGAAAUCUCACGGAAAUGGCACUACGAAUGGUGGAUCGCCCCAUAUCAAUGCUCAGUUGGUGCAACCAUCAAGUGGAACCCCUCAGUCUGCUCCCGAUUUCUAUAUCAUUCGGGUGACCUACGAAACGGACAACAUCGAGCUUGACGGGAUUGUGCUGUACAAGAGUAUUAUGCUGGGAAAUAACGAGCGCACGCCGCAGGUUAUCCGAAAUGCGAUGCUUAAAUUGGGUCUGGAGGAUGAUCCGGAUAGGUUUACUUUGGCGCAGGUCCUACCCGACAAGGAACUGGUGAUGCCGAAGAAUGCGAAUGUCUACUAUGCGGUUAACACGAACUACAACCUCAACUUCAUCCUAAGGCCGCGAAAGGAAGAGGGUGUGGCAGGAAGCUAGUCCACAGCCGUGCCUCUAUCCCAAUUGUGGUGUCUGGGAUACGAGGGCGAGGAGUGAGGGUUAAUGAUAAUACAUUGGGGGGAAAUUGUAAAUAGCCAGAGCUUGACUCGCCCAUGACAAAACUGGAUAAACCAAUUUCUAUUUAGGUUCGUAAUUCGUUUAAGUUAUUUAUUGAAAAGUGCAAGGAUAGUAGAAGAAAAGAAAUCGAUUAGUGCGAUUACCGAUUAUUUCGAUUGAUGUCUAUUAUUUCAAAAGCUGUCAAUUAUUACUUAGCCAACUUUGUAAUCUCUCAUUUUUCGCAGGCCUUGAGUUGUAUAUGAUUAAAAGCCCAAUCCAAAACAUAUAUUAUACAGAGACUCUACUGGAAUAUUUGCUGAUAUUUACAAACACACAUAUACAUUAAGUAUAUUUACUUAUAUACAACCAUUGAUAUUCUAAAUGUGGUACAAUAAUUUUGAAUCUUGAAACGGAUAUUGAUUUGGUUUAAGGAUUCUCAUUGUCUGUACUUAACUUUGAGGUCUUUAAAACACAAACAACAAAGAAUAUUUGUAUAGAUGUUUUUACCCACGUACGUGUAUUAUAAAUACCAAUUUAAAUAUAAGUUCUAUAUGUAACAUUUUUCGAGUGGAGUGCACAACAACAAAUAAUGUUUUAUCGAUAACUUUAGCCGUAUAAGAUGCCCUAUUUCAGAUUGUCUAAGUUAUCUACAUUGAAAAUUAAUGAGAGAAUGAAACAAUUAUACACUUACGGUAUACAAUAGGAAUCUGCUUUGAUUUAUACAUAUUAAAUAUGAUUAAUAUUUAACUACAAAUUUAAGUUAAUGAAAGCGAAGAAGGAAAACAAACGAAUAUUGUAAAUAUAAAAGUGAAAAUCGAUAAUUUGUGUUCUUCUGAAAAAUAAAUUGUACCAAAAGAAUGAA